UCUCCAACCCGUCAAAACUCAAAACUAGUAGGAGUAGUAUUUUCCGAAUCCCCAAAUCGAAAUCUCUUCCAGUUCGCUCAAGUCGUUGCCCUCUUCCGGCUAUCCCAGCACCGUCGGCGACUUCUCCGGAAACGACUCUGAAGGUGAAUUUUGGCUCUAUGUAAGGUUGAGCCUUCAAAGAAAUGGCUGAAGGCGGGGAAGAGGACUUGCCAAGGGAUGCAAAGAUUGUGAAAACGUUGCUAAAAUCAAUGGGUGUUGAUGAUUUUGAGCCUCGAGUUGUUCAUCAAUUCUUAGAAUUGUGGUAUCGGUAUGUUGUUGAUGUACUCUCAGAUGCUCAGGUCUACUCAGAGCAUGCAGGGAAAGCUGCCAUUGACUCUGAUGAUAUCAAGCUUGCCAUUCAGUCGAAAGUUAAUUUCAGCUUCUCACAACCCCCGCCGCGGGAGGUCCUACUGGAGCUGGCUAGGAACAGAAACAAGAUCCCAUUGCCGAAAUCAAUUGCUGGGCCUGGAGUAUCACUCCCUCCUGAACAAGAUACAUUGAUCAACCCAAACUAUCAGCUAGCUAUUGCAAAGAAGCAAAUUAGCCAACCAGAAGAAACGGAAGAGGAUGAAGAAAGUGCUGAUCCCAACCCAGCCCCAACCCAAAUUCCAAGUGUUUCUCAUGAAAAGGCAGAUGUGCCUCAAGGUACUCCUCAGCGAGUAUCCUUUCCCCUUGGCACUAAACGUCCAAGAUGAUGGUUUAUGUUUGAUUACCUUUGGUGACAAGAGCCUUUGGGACCGGCUUGCUGUGUAUUUAAUCUAGGACAUUGUAUAAUGGUUGUUUAAACAUGGAUUAUGAAAUUUUAAGAUUUUUUUUUGAGAGUGUUUUAGUUUAAUAUAAAUCCUUCCAGCAUUUAUAGACACAAUUAGAAGAGAGUUGAGACAAGCUGCGAGACCAAGAAUUAUUUUGGCAUUAUCAAUACCUUUCCAUUAUAUUCAUCUGAUAAUGGUCACUCUGUA
Messenger RNA from Nicotiana tabacum (common tobacco), 998 nucleotides. Its product is annotated as transcription initiation factor TFIID subunit 9. NCBI's taxonomy places the organism in Eukaryota, Viridiplantae, Streptophyta, Magnoliopsida, Solanales, Solanaceae. Gene Ontology annotation, cellular component: SAGA complex; transcription factor TFIID complex. The record is from RefSeq and is a predicted model, not a curated record. Gene Ontology annotation, molecular function: protein heterodimerization activity; RNA polymerase II general transcription initiation factor activity; transcription coactivator activity. Gene Ontology annotation, biological process: DNA-templated transcription initiation; RNA polymerase II preinitiation complex assembly.